AUGAACCUCUCAACAAAGGAGCUUCGAAGUGCAACCGCGCGGGUGGGGCCACUUGGGGAUGCCUCAGGCUGGAGCCGUGGACUCUACGCGACUACCAUGGUCUUCUGGGUGGGGCAGACGUUCAACACGAUGCUCUGGCGGGUCGAGCCUGGAUUUCGCUGGAUACCUGUGGUUGCCGCCGUGCAGGCGGUCAUUGCUGCCUGUGGCUUGCUUCUCCUGCCACGGGACCGAAGACCAUUCGCACAGAGGUCGGCGGCACUCUUCAUGGUUUUCCUUCCGAAGUUUGUUCCAGGAAUACCCACAGGUGGCAAGUGGGGCGAUGCGCUUCUACAUGGAAUUGCAAUCCCCGUGCUCAUUCUGAUGGCCUUCGCUGGACCCACUCGCACGGCACGGCUUCCUCUCUUCGGUCCCAUGCUGGUUCGACUCCUUUUUGCGCAAAAUCCCUGCCGGUCCCAAAAGGACGCCAACCCCUCUGACAGUGUGCAACUGCAGAGCUGGCAGUUGGGAAAGCCAGGAGCAUGGAGAGCUUCUAAAGAAGACGAAGACGAAGACUUCGUGUCCAUAUGA
This is a messenger RNA of Symbiodinium necroappetens, 567 nucleotides long. NCBI's taxonomy places the organism in Eukaryota, Dinophyceae, Suessiales, Symbiodiniaceae. The record is from the annotation of a GenBank genome assembly.